Molecule: messenger RNA, 2303 nt
Organism: Malus domestica (apple)
Lineage: Eukaryota; Viridiplantae; Streptophyta; Magnoliopsida; Rosales; Rosaceae
Product: LEAF RUST 10 DISEASE-RESISTANCE proteinUS RECEPTOR-LIKE PROTEIN KINASE-like 2.1
Biological process (GO): protein phosphorylation
Molecular function (GO): polysaccharide binding; ATP binding; protein kinase activity
Source: RefSeq, a predicted model, not a curated record
CCGAUUUUUCUCUAGGAUAUUUCAACUGCAAUUUCACGGAAGGUGCCUUAACCCCUCCUAUAUUAUAUGACUACUUGGUGUGAACUAGUACACCUCUCUCUCUCUCUCUCUCUCUCUCCAAUGGAAAUUAGUGGAAGCAGGUCCUUCACCUUAAGUUUAGCCUUUCUUCUUCUUAGCUUCUGCAGUGGAACUUGUAACGCUAAGGACGACACCAGUGCCAAGUCCUGUACUUCAUCCUGCGGCCAUGUCCACAACAUAAGCUAUCCUUUUCGACUGAACGAUGAUCCAAAAUAUUGUGGCGACGUAAGGUAUACUCUGUCCUGUGAGAGCAACAUUACAGUACUAUACCUACCUUCGUCCGGAAAAUACUACGUCCAGGCAAUCAACUACAACGACAAAACAAUCCGACUUCUAGAUCCUGGCCUUGUGAACACCAAUUGCUCUUCCAUGCCUCGAAAUUUUCCGCACAAUACUUUAAAUUAUUAUGAACAUUAUUCACGAGGGAAUUUAACAUCUAUAUAUUACUUGAAAUGUUCGAAUCCAUUGAAUUCUUCUCUGUACGUGGACACUGCUCCAUGCUUGAAUAAUACAAGUUCUACUUCUUCGAGCCAACCAAAAACGUAUAGCUACGUCAUGGUCGGGGAGUACAUGGAAGUAUGGGAAUUGGAUGAGGGUUGCAGUGCAGAGGGGAGGGCUUGGAUGAAUUUGGGUCACUUUGACUACUCCGUUAAGGACUACAGCAACGUCUCUUAUAAAGACAUACACAAUGCUCUCGUGUAUGGCUUUGAGCUUCAUUUCUGGCCUGGAAUACGCUGCCAAGGCUGGAAUUAUGGGUCAUCAUGUUUUCCAGACACCAUUCCAGGUUUCUUUCAAUAUAUAUGGAACCUAAUCGAAUAUCUUUGGGACCUAAUCGAAUAUAAAUGGGACCAAAUCCGUCAUGGACGCAUCUCAUUGUCUGGCAAGUUGGAAGAAAUAGAAAUCAUACGUGGAUGGUUUAUACUCAUAUGCAUCGGGUUAUUUUUCCUAGCCAGAUUUGUUUUUGGAGUUCUAGUUGUGACUGCAUUUUUAAUCUACACAUGGCGCAGAAGACAUUUAUCAAUGCAUGGCACAAUAGAAGAUUUUCUGCAAUGCAAUAACAACUUCAUGCUUAUAAGGUACUCUUACUCGGACAUCAAGAAAAUGACUCGCAAGUUUAAGGACAGGUUGGGCAAAGGUGGCUUUGGCUCUGUAUUUAAAGGAAAGCUACGUAGUGGCCGAUUUGUAGCAGUUAAAGUUUUGGGCAAGCCCAAAGCUGAUGACCAAGAUUUCAUUAGCGAAAUAGCUACAAUCGGAAGGAUUCACCAUGCCAAUGUGGUGCAACUUGUUGGAUAUUGUGUUGAGGGAUCAAAGCGUGCUCUAGUAUAUGACUUCAUGCCUAAUGGUUCUCUUGAUAAAUACAUUUAUUCUAAAGAAGGAAGUCUUCCUUUAACUAUCAAGACUAUGUACGAGAUUUCUCUUGGAGUGGCUCAAGGGAUCGAAUAUCUACAUCAAGGUUGCGAAAUGCAAAUUCUACAUUUCGACAUCAAACCUCAUAACAUCCUUCUUGAUGAGAACUUUAAAGCAAAGAUUUCUGACUUUGGGCUUGCAAAACUGUAUCCUGUAGAUAAUAGCAUUGUCUCUUUGACGGCAGCACGGGGUACAAUGGGAUAUAUUGCUCCCGAGUUGUUCUACAAAAAUAUUGGAGGUGUCUCAUACAAGGCCGAUGUCUAUAGUUUUGGAAUGUUGUUGAUGGAAAUGGCAAGCAGAAGGAAGAAUUUGAAUGCAAUGGUAGAGCAUUCAAGCCAAAUCUACUUCCCGUUGUGGGUAUACGAUCAGUAUAUUGUGGGAAAUGACUUGGAAAUGAACAAUAUUACUGAGGAGGAAAAGAAAGUAAUAAGAAAGAUGGUUAUAACAGCCUUAUGGUGUAUUCAAAUGAAACCAAGUGAUCGUCCUUCGAUGUCCAAAGUUGUCGAAAUGCUUGGAGGAGAUGUUGAAUGUCUGCAGAUGCCUCUCAAGCCUUCUCUAUGCCCACAAGAAGCGCCUGUGACUGCGGGUGAUAUUCAAGACAAUGAAUUGAACCCAAUAUGUUCUAACGCGGAACUAACGUGUUCAUUGUCAGCUAGGUGAUAGUCAAAUUGUUAAGGAAGUGCAGUAAUGUAUUAUUAAUUAAAUUUUUGCUUUAAAGUGAUUUGGUGAAUAACUGCCGUUUGUAAUUGUUUGGCUUGGAUUCAUCUCAGAAUUGACUUGUGUUGGUGCGUAUAUAUAUACAUGUUACUUUAAUUCAA